Molecule: messenger RNA, 2024 nt
Organism: Carcharodon carcharias (great white shark)
Lineage: Eukaryota; Metazoa; Chordata; Chondrichthyes; Lamniformes; Lamnidae
Product: butyrophilin subfamily 3 member A3-like
Exons: 10
Coding region: 470-1891 (473 amino acids)
Molecular function (GO): protein binding
Source: RefSeq, a predicted model, not a curated record
GGGAUGUUCUGGAGUGACAAGUGGUUCAUACCCAAUACAGAUCUCAGUGCAGCCAAAGGGUGGGAUUUCAAAAGAACGUUGCCCAGAAAAUAAUGAUGGUGCUGCUGUGAAAUACACUCACAGCCUUCACUUUAUUCAUUAAAUACAUGCUUUGAGGUGACACAUUAUGAAUUCUCUGGGGAAUAUUGUCUAAAUAAUUCCGGUCGGAAACAGGGACCGUCACUCAAUUCGGUAACUCACGGAAAAGCGAAAGUGAAAGUUUUCAGGGAGGGACGAGCUGUUGUGAACGUGUUUACUCUUUACAGAUCUGUUGGAAAAAAGCGGAAAAUCUUCGAUCAGGUUGUGGGAAAGUAAGAGGUCUGUUGAAGAGUCAUACGGACUUGAAACGUUAACUGUGUUCCUCUCCGCAGAUGCUGCCAGACCUGCUGAGUUUUUCCAGGGAUGGUUAUUCUGCUAAGAUCUCUCAAAGAUGGAAGGAAUUGACCUCAUCGUGCUUUUACUCUUUGGGAUUCCGUUCUCUGUAUCUGGUAAAUUCACAGUUACUGGACCAAGUCAACCUGUUAUAGCCAUUGUGGGUGAAGAUGCCCUCUUGGAUUGUCAGCUUGUACCAGAGAGAUUUGUCAGCAACAUGGUGUUGCGAUGGUUUAAAUCAGACUUUGGUUUACCAGUACACGCGUACAGAAACGGACAAGAUGACACUGUUGCUCAACACAAGGAUUACAGAGGAAGGACUGAACUGUUUAAGGAUGAAGUGACCAAAGGAAAUGUUUCUCUUCGAAUAAAGAACACAAGGGUGUUUGAUGAGGGGAAAUACCUAUGCACAGUUGAUGAUAAAACAGAUAUUGAAGAAACUGAGAUAGAGCUGAAAGUUGGAGCUUUGGGACGUGAGCACUGGAUCCAGAUAGAUGGAUACCAUAAAAAUGGAAUUCAGCUUGUGUGUGAAUCUAAUGGAUGGUUCCCUAAGCCACAGAUACUGUGGACUCAUGGGGAUGGACAGAACUUGAAAGCACAGUCUGAAAUGAAUUACCAGCAAGACUCGAAAGGUCUUAUUAAUGUCCAGAGCUUUGUUGCUGUAACAAGAGAUGCAACAAACAGGUUCCAGUGUCUCAUACAGAACAAACUGUUGAAAAAAGAACAAGAAGCAGCAAUCCAGAUAUCAGAUGAUUUCUUCCCGACUGUCUCAGGUUGGCUGGUGUUUUUAUCUGUAAUCCUCUGUCUUCUGAUAGUAGCUUUUACUACUGGGAUCGUUUGGAUUGUGAAACAACUUAGAAACAUCAAAGAACUCCAACAUGACAAGACUAUUAAACAAUUCGAUCAGUGGAAAUCUGUUAGUGAUUCAGAUUGGAAGAAUAUAUUUGUGUGUGCAGCCCCUGUAACCCUGGAUACAGAAACAGCAAAUCCAAGGCUUGAGGUAUCUAAGGAUCUGAAGAACGUGAGAUUGACCCAGACAGAGAGGAGUAUCCAUGACAGUGCAGAGAGGUUUACAGUCUGGGAAUCUUUGCUGGGAUCAGAGGGAUUCACAUCGGGCGCACACUACUGGGAGGUGGAGGUGGCGGGGAAUCAGCACUGGACUCUGGGAGUAGCCAAAGAGACUGUGGACAGGAAGAAAGAUAUCCAAUUGUUACCACAAAAUGGAUUCUGGACCAUUGUGAGGGCUGAGGAUAAAUUUCAGGUAAACUCUGACAAUCAACCUGACAUCCAUGCUGGUGAGAUUCCCAUGAAGAUUGGUGUUUAUCUCAGUUAUGAUUCUAGGAGAGUUUCAUUUUAUGGUGCAAACAGAAAGGUUUACCUCUACACUUUCACUGGGUGUGAAUUUACAGAGAAACUUUAUCCUUUCUUCAGUACGACACAUCUUAACAAAUGGCUGAGAAUCUGCCCAGUUCAACAUUAGUUCUUUAAAAGAUCUCUGACCUCAAGGUUUCUACAAAAUACUUUCCGGUUUGACACAAAUGUAAAUUCAUUUUGCAACAGUAAAACCCCCUCUGCCUUUGUGUUCAUGUAAAUAAAAGUUAGGAACAGAUUAA